Papaver somniferum (opium poppy) is the source of this 1751-nucleotide messenger RNA. Its product is annotated as RWD domain-containing protein 1-like. The transcript has 6 exons. Gene Ontology annotation, biological process: cytoplasmic translation. The coding region runs from base 1188 to 1493 and encodes 101 amino acids. The record is from RefSeq and is a predicted model, not a curated record. Lineage: Eukaryota; Viridiplantae; Streptophyta; Magnoliopsida; Ranunculales; Papaveraceae. Gene Ontology annotation, molecular function: protein binding.
AUCUCUCUACACAGUGAGAAGAUACAAAUACUCCAAAUCCUGAAAAAAACAAGAUCGAAGGAAUCUCAUUCAUCUUAUUCUUCUUUUUCCUUAUUCUUCAUACGUUCUUUGUUUUAUGCUUCUCAGAAUGAGAAAUUUUUCAUAUCAAUUAAGAAGAAAUCUAGGGUUUCAGUCGAAGAACGAGAAGAUUCGGAUGAGGUUUGAAUGGAUCUGAAAUUGAAGAUGGGUUUGAUUCAGAUGAGGUUUUCGGUUUUGUGGAUUGUGAAAUGAAGUUGAGGAUCUGUAUCUUAUCUUACAGGAAAGAAGGAGAAGAGAUUGAUGCUGCUACUGUUAAACAGAUGAAAUUAGGAAUUAGGGUUCAUGCAUCUGUUGUUGCUGAUAAUUUGAGAGGGGUUUUGUGGAAUCAAAAUCUGUAGUUAUUAUGGUUGAAGAUCGAAGAUGGAGGUUCUAGUGUUUGCCACUGUUAAAGGAAGAACGGAUUGAUGAAGAAAUUGAGUUCAAAGAGAAAAGAAGAUGAGGUUGAAUUCAGAGGUUUGUGCUAAAGGGUUCUGCUGGAUUUGUUUUUAAUCUCAGGAGCUGUUAAUGUAUGAAACACAUGUUCAUGACGGAAAACAAGAUGGGUUAUGCUGUUGCGGUAGAGAUGGGAGCAAGCAGCUAGUUAUGGAUGGGUCUGAGCUGAAACUGAUGGUGGUGAUCAUGGCAAGGUGUAAUGGACUGAAAUAGAUGUAUGUGUAGGAUGCAAUUGCAGGUAGAAGCUUGUGUGUUUUGGGAGCAGAAGCUGAUGCUGCUGGUAGAAUGAGAUGUUGCAGUACAAGAGAUGAAAUGAGUGGUUAUUGGUGGGUUGUUUAAUGCCUGAGAUGCUGCUGCUGCGAAGAAUAACUUAAGGAAAUGGUCGCAGUCAUGAUGAAGCUGACUUGGAAUUGCAGGUGCAAGCUGGAAUGUGAUGGCAGUUGCGGUUGAUGCUGAACUGAAGUGCAGACAUGAAGGGAAGGUGGCAGUAAUACUGGUGGGUUGUGAAUUAAUGUUACAGGGAAGAAAUGAUGUUGGUGUUGAUGUCGUUGCUGUUAAGGCACUCAGAUGCGAGCUGAUGCUGAUUGAUUUGUGUUUUCUAAUCAUGAUUUAUCUUUCCCUCCUGCUUACUUGAUGACCUUAAUCGAACCGCUAUAAAAAUUUGUUUACAGAAUUUAAUGUUUUUGUUUUCAGAAAUUGAUGCUAGUGACAGUGGAUUAAACACAUCAAAUAGGUGCUUCCAGAUUACAAUCUCUUCACAAGAAGAAGACGAUGAGGAGACAUCUAAAGUUCUGCUGGCUUUAGUUUUUGCUCACACUGAAAAGCACCCAGAUGAGCCACCACUUCUGCACGUGAAAAGUUUAAAAGGAAUAUCAUUAGAGCAUCUCCAGGCGUUAAAACAAAAGCUUGAGGAGGAGUAUGGGUUGGGCAUUAUGAACUUAAAGCGAGGGAUUAUGAAGAACGUGAUGAAGAAUUCUUGGUAACUAGUGUUUGGGAAGUAUCUGCAAGCUUUGAGUAAGUUACUAUGUAGUGUAUGAGCUGAACUUAUAAGUAAAAAUGAUUUGGAAAUUUAUGUAUUCCCUUAGAGUCUGAUACUUCACAAAAUAUAAUUUGGUACUUAGAGAAUUUGAGUUCUUUUUUUGAUAUGAAUUGAUUGAACGUGAUGUUAAGAAUGUAUUGAUGGUAGAAACUAUUGUUGAGUGUGGACGAUGGAUAAUGUAAAGUGUAUGCAGUUGGAAUUC